CAGCAGAAAACACAGACUAGCAGUAAUCCAGCCCGUCGAGGUAUAAGACCACCGCAUCCUCUCUCUGUAACAUGGAUGAAAGCAACAUUGAAGCAUUUGAAAUCCCUUCUGUCACAACUCACAAUAUACCCUUAAAGCAAGAUGUCUUGGCAAGCCUAUGUUGACCAUCAUUUAAUCGGCAGCGGCAAGAUUACCCGCGCCGUCAUACUAGGACAGCGGGGUGGUGUUUGGGCACAUAGCAUUGGCUACGAAUUAUCGACACAGGAGCAGCGGACAGUGUCUGACGCCUAUAACGAUCGAGAUCAUGUUCUAAACUCAGGCUUAGAACUUGCUGGAAGGAAGUUCUUCACUCUUUCUACUAAUCCGCGCAGUAUUUAUCUUAAAGCGCGAGCUGAUGGGGCAAUUGUUGUGAAGACUACACAAGCUAUUAUCGUGGCAGAAUACGGCGCACCGGUUCAACACCUAGAGGCGGCUAAGGUUGUGGAAGAACUAGCGGAUUAUCUCAUUAGUGUUACUUAUUGAUGGGAGCUACUU
Messenger RNA from Aspergillus caelatus, 534 nucleotides. RefSeq names its product profilin. Gene Ontology annotation, molecular function: actin monomer binding. Lineage: Eukaryota; Fungi; Ascomycota; Eurotiomycetes; Eurotiales; Aspergillaceae. The coding region runs from base 142 to 522 and encodes 126 amino acids. The record is from RefSeq and is a predicted model, not a curated record. Gene Ontology annotation, cellular component: cell cortex. The transcript has 4 exons.